AAAGGGUUUGCCGAAUUCACCAACGUCCAGGGUGAAUGACUCAUCAUCGACCAUAUUCCCGAGAUCCUACGCCUUAGUUACGAUCCCAGCACGAGAGGGCGUGCCAUAACUUCUUAUCAGGGGAGCGCUCUUCACUCGGUUGACAAUUCACAGUUCCCUCUCUCUCUCCAUUUUUUCGCCAAGAAAUUUCGAACGAUGACUGCAGUUUAUGGUGUUGGACUAACAUCCGAUUCUGUGGACAUUUAUCAUUGAUGUGACUUAUCAGCUGCUGUCGAGGCGGUUAAUUUGGAUCAGGAUAAAAACAAGGGCUAUAGAUUGCCUAUAUGGAGUGCCACUGAAGGAGAAGAAGAACACAUACUCGAAAAUUAGUGGAUUUGCAUCAGCUUAUUAACACCACUCAUACUUCCCCAUUAACAAAGAUGAAUGAAGUUUCAGUAAUUAGAAAUCAAAAUAAUUAAAAAUCACAGUGAUGGAUCCGGAAAUUAGCAAAAUACUGAACCCAAAGAGAACGAAAAUCACAGUUAGUGGUAGAAUUAGCGUACGUCCGAAAACCAUUUGCACCACUUCGGAAGAUGAUGUACCUUCAGCAAAGAAAUCGAAAACUUAUAAGCCUAUUCAGGAAGAGAAGGAAUUCUUGAGAUGUCAGUUAAAACUAUUAGAGCAACCUAGAGAUUUGAUUGAAAAAACGGAUACUGAUCACACAAAAAUCAAUCCAGAGAAAAAACAAUGCUCAAGUAGCUAUACUUCGAGCAAAUCUUCAAGACCAAAUUCCGAUGAUUCGAUCGCAGACGUCAGUGCCAAUUUAAAUAUUUGCGGCGCUUCAGCACUUUCUAAAAUCAAUGCUGAAAGUGACGGCGUACUCACAGAUCCUAACGUAAUACAUCUUCUUAAAGAAGUCAAAAAGCAAGGCGAAGAUAUUAUUUGGCAAUAUUCAGACCUUAAAAAAGAAAUUGUAGUUAUGAAAAAGGAAAUUGUAUAUAUUAAAAGAUCAUUCCAAGAACAGUCUCAAACAAGUUCUGGCGACCUGAGCUUCUCUGAAAAACUCCUUGCACCUCUAGAGGGAUUCCCCUUACAGACGUUAGAGCAGUUCCAGAAUCUUGGCGAGAAAGAAAAUCUAAAAUUACGGAGAACUGUGUAUCGCCAUUUGAUCAACAGGGGCGGAGCAAAACAGACGAAUUAGUGACUCAUUUUACCUGGCUAGGUGAUAAAAGUCACAAGGCAUUCGGAGACACUAGAGUGUCUUAUAUUUUUUACACGGCUGCCAAAAAGUGCCCUUGCUUCCCGAGACCACGAGAUAUCAAGGAGUUCACUACGGAGAUGAAGUAGGUGUUUAAACUACAAAACAAAGAUAUUGCAACAACUCCAAGAACACCCACGGCCAGUCCUCCGAAACUGCGAAAGCACACGAAGGAGGAGAGAGGCUGACACGAGAGGAACUACAGGCGAGAUUGAAUGGGCUGGAACUGGAGGAAGAGGAGAAUUUAAACUAUGAUGGAGAUAAGGAAAAUCUCGUCGAAUCGUCAGAUGGGGAAUAUUUAAGCGAUGAGUAGGGAUUAGAGUUUCGAUAAGUUUUCGUAAGUGUUUUGUAAAAAGAAAAUUUUAUUUUCGUUGCUCGUUGCCUACUUGAAAAGUGGAUGCACUCAUUUUUGGACGUAAUUUUUUUCAAAUCAGCGAAAUCA
This is a messenger RNA of Belonocnema kinseyi, 1679 nucleotides long. RefSeq lists its product as uncharacterized. The record is from RefSeq and is a predicted model, not a curated record. NCBI's taxonomy places the organism in Eukaryota, Metazoa, Arthropoda, Insecta, Hymenoptera, Cynipidae. The transcript is spliced from 7 exons. The coding region runs from base 470 to 1180 and encodes 236 amino acids.